UUUCCAGUUAAACGUGAAUAUUUUCAUCUAUCUUUCUUAUAUUAUUUUACAAAAAAUGCCCUUGUAUUUCUUUAUAUAUCUUGCAUUAUUUAUUCUCCCCUCCUUUUUACAUCAUGGAUUAGAAAGUGUAAGAUAUUGUAAAGAUAUUGUUUCAGUUAUGUGCACUUUUAUAAAUGAAAAAAGUGCAGCUAAAGCGAGUAAAUUCACAAUGGCCACAUGUGCUUACGUACACGUAUAAAGUAAUAAAACUCGCAUACAUGCUCAUGUAUAUAUAUUACGCACAUAAGCAAGGAUCAUUCGAUCAUUGUCGAUUAGAGAUACUCGAAAAGAGAUACAUAUGUUUAUCACUGCUGAUAAAUUUAGUAUCGGAAAUAGAAGACAGCAUAAUGUUAACAUCCGUACCUGUGACACCAUCUACUUCUGUAGGCAGUUCUGGCCUACCAAGUCCAACCGCUGACACGUUUGAUGACAGUUCAAAUAAAAUAACAGUAUAUUUACAUCAACUUGCUGGAAAUUGUGAGAUGGACAUUGACGUAAUAUUCAAAGAUCAUUGUUAUACUCGACCUUGGAACUGGAAGCCAGAAAACAAUUAUGUCAAGCCUGUAAAAAAGUUAUUUUUUUCAAAAAAUACUCCAACAAAAAAGGAUGAAGAAAUUGAUGUGGAAGAUAUUGGCAGCGAACCAUCGAUACCACUUUUUGAUUUAAAUAGAACUCGACAUCUCAUGGACGAAUUUCAACGUUUAGCAAGUUUUGCACGACCUGAGAAGGAGGAGGAUUGGGAGGAGAAUAUAAAUAAAACCUUAUGGUCUUCAGUUCAAAAUCGGAUAUUCAGCAAAGUGACUCGGAUAUUGAGUUCAGAAAGACUCGCGAGAUUGGCCAAGGCUAAGAGUACAAUGGAACCCAUCUUCCGAAGAACAUCCAUCGAUAUCGCGGCAAGACGAUUUCGGGAAAUGUUAGCAUCGACUGGAUGGGAUUGGAGAUUAGCUCAAUGGCUGCACAAUUUAUUGUUUGAGCAUCUCCCUCAAGAAUACUUGGCAAUCUAUCUCGAUAUCUUACAGACCUUGAGAUCAAAAAUUCCUCAGCUAAUCGAUAAAAUGAUUGCCGUACAACCGAAUAUUAAUGCUAGGGGAGGUUCUAUUACAUGGGAAACACUCGGAUCGCUCUUGAAACGAUCUUGGGAUCCAGUUGCGCCGAGUUUGAACGGAAAUCGACUGAAGAAACUGCCUGGAAAUCCGAUUUUGAUAAUAGUACCCUCUGGUAUCACAUCGAUGGUUUCUUCUCGUCAACAUAAAUGGAUCACGCAGUUAGGAUCGUUAGGCACGGUUGCUACUGUUCAUACUCAAAUGGGAUUGGCAGCUAACAGAAUGACCAUGAUGGUAUGCAUUGAUCAAUUAGUUCAAGCUACGAGAGCCAAGAUACAAGAUGUUAGGAGCGAUUGUCCUGGUAGAUCCAUCAUCCUCGUAGGUUUCAAUACUGGUGCAGCACUUGCUUGUCAGAUUGCCCAAAUGGAACAUGUAACCGCUGUUAUCUGUAUCGGAUUUCCUUUCGCGACGGUCGAAGGAAAACGUGGUACACCCGACGACAUGUUGAUGGAUAUUCGCUGCCCUAUUAUGUUUAUUAUCGGACAAAACGCCACUCUCGUUAGACCAGAUGAUUUAGAGCAUCUCCGGGAAAAGAUGCUCGUGGAGACGAGUCUAGUGAUCGUAGGUACGGCCGACGAUUAUCUCAGAAUAUCUACGUCCAAGAAAGUACUAGAGGGUAUCACACAGAGCAUGGUGGAUAGAUGUAUAUUGGACGAAAUUGGCGACUUUAUCGGUAGCAUUCUACUGCAACCGCAACCGUUGCGAUCCGCGAUGCCAACUGUUUGCGAGAACAAGAAUAAAAAAGAAUCUCAUAAACGAAGAAACUCGACGAGUAGUUCCAUGGAAAGCGAACCUAAUUCGCCAACCGUGAAAAAAUCCCGGCCAAACACACCGGUAUCCUCUGUGCCAUCAGCUGCGACAAACACGACGACAAAUUCGCCUUCCAAAAUUGGUACCUUCAGUACUCAGUCUAACCUUGUGCAGGUGAGUGGACAACACGCAAAUCAUAUCUCCACUUUGAAACGGAAGCGACCUACGAUCAAUCAGAAAAAUCAAUUAGCAGAACAUCCGAAGACUUCUAAGCUUCCUGCUGGACAGACAAAUAUUAACGCAGAAAAUGGCAUAACGCUCAAUAUAGGUACGCUAGCAAGUUUAGCACCGAUAGGACCGAUACGUUUAGCACCUACUACGGUGAAUCAAUCUGCGACCACUCCUUCCAAAACAACUAACAUGUCCAAAACUGCAACUGCGACCGCGACUAUCAAAGUACCGAAGAUCAUUUCGAAUGUGCCACUACAGAAUGUUACGAAGAUGAAAAUAGCGUCUGCUAACAAAUCUUAUUCGAAUGUAAUGUCGAAUAAUUAUAGACAAGUCAACGUAGCUGACAAGAGUGGGGACGCGAAAUUAGUGAACGUUUUUACUGCAGGAAAUCAAAUUAGAGUUAAUACAGCUACCGCAGCGGGAAGUAGUAAACCUGCCUGUGCGACAACUGGCACAUUGUCAAAUCUUUUACAAAGUGGAAAGAGUUCGAUUGCGCUCACGAGUGGUACAUCUUCCACCCGUGUAUCAUCGGCUUCCAGUAUUCUACUAACGACUACCAAUUCAUUGGCGAGUAGCAUAACAUCCUCCACAACGACUCCUGCAAAAGCGAUGGAGGAAAUGGGAAUGAGCAGUGAAUCUCACUUAUUGGAGAUGUCCAAGUCGACACAUUUACCACGACAAGGAGGCUCAUCCAACAAUACUGACAAUUCCCAUAAUACAUCGUGCGGUAACAUAGUCAUUGUCGAGAAUUCCCUUCACAACAGAAGCGCGUCCUCAUCAGUAAUAGUUCCGUUUAACAGCCAAAACUCUGGAAACAUUUUGCCUUUGUCCAACAAAUUGAAGCUCUCUCACAAGUCGAUGAAGACGAUGCCGAAGAUCACGGUCAAUGCCAACAAUUUACAAAGACUGCAAAAAGGGAAAGUCGUUCAAAAUAUUCAAAAGAAAAAUAUUGUUACAAACGAUAUUGAUGAUGAUCUGGGAAAUAUACUGGAUAUACCGAUAAUAUUCGCCAAAGAUGAUGAUAAUUUAAAUAACAUCGACAAAAUACCGAUAGUAACGCAAGCAACAUCGAUUAAGGAACCUCAGGAGAGACCCAAAUUAAGCAGCACCACUAAAGUAGUUUUAAUUAGCAAUAAGCAAGAUAAGCAAACGCCAAAUAAACCUGUUAUAUGUCCCAAUAUGCAAAAUUUAAAUCAGCUGAUAUUGCAAACGCGAUCUCAGAAUAGUGGCGUCUCAACGAAGAACAGAGUACCGAUAGAAAAUCGACUAAUACAACCCGCUGUAAAAUAUACCAAGAUCAUUCUGGCGAAGAGAAGCUCUCAACCUGCUCAACAGAACGAGAAAAGUGAACAACAGAUGGUUGUAACAACAAAGAUUACGGAAAACGUUAAUACACCUAAAAUUCUGACUUUCGAGAAAGACGAGCAUAAAUAUGUGCAAGCACAAUCUUCCAAAGCAUCGAUAAAUUAUGAUGAUUCUUUAAUGGAUAACGUACUCGAAAUCGAGGACGCUAUUAAGACUAAUAUCAUCGAACGUAAAUACGUGUCCACGAUUGAUAUGAUGUCAUCUGCAAAUCUCGACGAUGACAACUGCAAUAUUUUAGACGACACGAAGCUGGAGCACGAUAAAAAAUACAACUCAGAACAGUCCAUUUUUGAUAACAAUGAAAUACAAUAAAAUACAUAAUUGUUUCAUAAGAUAUGUGACGUAAGUUCUUGAUGAUAUAUUGUGCAAUUUGCGAGAAAACGUAUAA
Camponotus floridanus (Florida carpenter ant) is the source of this 3876-nucleotide messenger RNA. RefSeq names its product KAT8 regulatory NSL complex subunit 3 (gene Rcd1). Gene Ontology annotation, cellular component: NSL complex. Lineage: Eukaryota; Metazoa; Arthropoda; Insecta; Hymenoptera; Formicidae. The transcript is spliced from 8 exons. The coding region runs from base 174 to 3800 and encodes 1208 amino acids. The record is from RefSeq and is a predicted model, not a curated record. Gene Ontology annotation, biological process: positive regulation of transcription by RNA polymerase II.